This is a messenger RNA of Paramuricea clavata, 2161 nucleotides long. Lineage: Eukaryota; Metazoa; Cnidaria; Anthozoa; Malacalcyonacea; Plexauridae. The record is from the annotation of a GenBank genome assembly.
AUUGAAAUGAGAAAAAAAUUUUGAUGAAAAAGUUUUAUAAAGCAUUGAAAAGAAGACUAAUCAAAUGAUCUCCUUCUUGAACAAAGCAAAGAUUCUACAAAACGAAAUGAUAUCGAGGGGACAAACUGUAAUCAUUUAAAUAUAUAUUAAUUUACAUAUAUAAAUACUGAUUGAUUCAAGAGAUGUUUUCUGUGAUAAAAAAUGCAAUGAGACGUUCUACAAUUAUAUUUAACAUCGCUCGUGUUGCGACUCGUUCAUAUCGUCGUUUUCUAGUGGUUUUACUUGUAUUAUUCCUGGUGUUUUAUAUUUCAAGCUCUCUGUACACUUUUGUAGUAGACUUUUAUAUCCCAACUAUGCAGCCAGAGCCAAUUAGAAAAGAUAUGUCAAAAAUGGCCAUUAUUGAAGAUCAAGUCAAUUUUAUACCUUCGAUUAUCAAGCCUGAAGUGAUAACAGACAAACUGUUUGUGUUAGUACUGAUCAACUCGGCUGCUGGAAGCGAGACACAUUAUCGUAAAAGGAUGGCAAUUCGAAACACUUGGGGUAAGCCUAUUGGUAGAAACCAAUGGAAAAUUACAUUUUUUCUUGGCAGGACUGGCAAGCCAUUAAUAGACGAAAACCGAUUAAUGGAAGCGAAAAAAUAUGGGGAUAUUAUAAUCGGAGAUUUUCCAGAUACGUAUCGAAAUAUCACGCAGAAACUCAUGAUGGCUUUCAAAUGGGCAUCGGAACAAAACUAUGAGUACUUAUUAAAAACAGAUGAUGAUGUUUAUAUUAACGUACCUUUAUUAAUUAACUGGAUUAAUGAGCAAUCAGAGCCUGGGAGAGCAUUAUUUGCUGGAGUGUUAUAUAGGGCUUAUGUGAUCAGGGAUCCGUCUCAUCGUCAUUUUGUGAGCUGGAAUGAUUUGCAGCAGAAACGUUAUCCUUGGUACCCAAAAGGUGCUUUGUAUGUCUUGUCGAGUGGAGUUGUUCGAGGCAUGGUGGAAAUAACGAAUCGUGUUAAAAUGAUUACUGUCGACGAUGCAUAUGUUGGUGUCUUGGCGUCGUAUCUAGGAGUCAAGCCUGUUCGGUUGCAUGGAUUUAUACAAUGGGGUUUCCUGCCUAAUUUGAUAGAGUUAUUUGAUGUGUGUACAUAUUUGAAUAUUAUUGGAAUGGCAGAUAAUUUGACUCCAGAUGAUAUUUAUUUUGUUCAUCAAGAAGUCACUUUAUUACGAGAUUCGUCGAAAUGGAUGUGUGUUCAUAUUUAUCACCCCAUAUUAGUAACUGUAGGCUUUCUGAUAUUCAUAAUAGUUAUUUUAUACAAAUGUAGGCGUAAUAUAUUUUAAUAGUAGAUAUAUAGGACAAUUUUAGAGUGUUAAUUAAUUAGCCUUUUUUUGACACUCAGUUUAUCCCUUGUGGGUACUAUGUCUUCCAGGCCUGACAAUGUACGUACCACAAAAUGCAAUCUUUAAAUUCUUUAUCACUGUAGUCAUGUGUACAAUGGUAAAUUCACAGUUAUAACAUUGAGAAGUCGCAUUUCUCAUUGUUUUAACUCUCUGAAUUAUUUGACCAAGGAAGACAGUACCCCCAAAAUGGCAGAUAUUUGCCCAUAUGAGAAAGGCUAAUUGACAAAUGUUGCUAGUAAAUAAUUAUGUAAAAUUAACAAGAGAUGAACAAGUGCUAUAGUGAAUUAAUAAUGAACAAGCUUUCGUUGGAAGGGAUGCAACUUCCUGAAAAUAUAUCAGGAGAAUUUCAAACAAAGGCCCUUCGUCUGGAUUAAUGCUCGAAACAUUGAAAUUCUCCUUAUAUUUUUUCAAUUGGUUGAAAAUAUAUAAUCACCAUCAUUGCCUGAACGAAAGCUUGACUACCUACAUCGGCACAGUCCUGAAUUAAUAAAUGCCAAUCAGUUGUACAUUCAGCUCUAAUUUGUUGUAUAAAAAAAUAGAUAAUUCUCCUUAUAUUUUUCAGGUAGUAGCAUCCUUACCAACGAAAGCAUGUAGAUAUAGUUCUAUCACUUUUCCCUCGAGGUUCAGUAGUAGCACUGUUGCUCAAUAAGGGAUGGUUCAUACAGGAAGAAACCUAUUUGAACUAAACCUCAUUUAUACCAUAUAGCUCUACCAGUUCUGAUAAUUCUAAACUGUUUUCCCUAGAGGUCCAGUAAGGACCAUCUCUUAUUGUUACUACAGGA